This is a messenger RNA of Saccoglossus kowalevskii, 2443 nucleotides long. RefSeq names its product importin subunit alpha-3-like. Gene Ontology annotation, biological process: protein import into nucleus. The record is from RefSeq and is a predicted model, not a curated record. Gene Ontology annotation, cellular component: cytoplasm. Gene Ontology annotation, molecular function: nuclear import signal receptor activity; protein binding. NCBI's taxonomy places the organism in Eukaryota, Metazoa, Hemichordata, Enteropneusta, Harrimaniidae.
GCAUUUUGAAGUGAGUGUUAAAAAUUGUUCGGUCGAAUUUUCUCUUGAUUUUCUCAGCGUUUUCGAUGGAUAUCACUCCCAAGAUGUCGGUUGAAGAAGGUGCAAGUAAUAUCAAUGCCACUAGAUUGAAAAGUUUUAAGCACAAAGGCCGUGAUCAGGAGGAAAUGAGAAGGAGAAGAAAUGAAGUGACUGUAGAACUAAGAAAAAACAAACGUGAUGAACAUAUUUUGAAAAGAAGAAAUGUCCCAACCAUAGAGAAUUUAGAUUCUGAUGAUGCAGAUAUUUCAGUUAAUGCUUCGUUAGAAACAAUAGUUCAAAAUGCAGCUAGCGAGCAACCUGGAGUGCAGCUUAGUGCAGUGCAAGCAGCAAGAAAACUUUUAUCAAGUGACCGUAACCCACCUAUAGAUGAUCUUAUUGAGUCUGGUAUUCUCCCUAUUUUAGUCCACUGUCUGCAAUGUGAUGACAAGUUAAGCCCAUCACUGCAAUUUGAGGCCUUGUGGGCAUUAACUAACAUAGCAUCCGGCACAUCAUCACAGACGCAAGCAGUAGUUAAUGCUGGUGCAGUUCCACAUUUUUUAAGGCUUCUACACUCUCCACAUCCUCAUGUCUGUGAACAAGCAGUCUGGGCUCUUGGGAAUAUUAUAGGUGAUGGUCCACAGUGUCGAGAUUAUGUAAUUGGGCUUGGAGUUGUGAAACCUUUAUUGUCAUUUAUAAAUCCAAACAUUAGACUUUCAUUUCUUCGGAAUGUUACAUGGGUAAUAGUCAAUUUGUGUAGGAAUAAAGACCCACCACCUCCUGUUGAAACUAUCCAAGAAAUAUUACCAGCUUUAUGUAUGCUCAUACAUCAUACAGAUACUAAUAUACUUGUAGAUACCGUCUGGGCAUUGUCGUAUUUAACGGAUGGGGGAAAUGAACAAAUUCAAAUGGUCAUAGACUCUGGAGUUGUACCUUACCUAGUCCCUUUAUUAAGUCAUCAAGAAGUUAAAGUUCAGACAGCAGCACUGAGGGCAGUAGGAAAUAUAGUUACAGGAACUGAUGAUCAGACACAGAUAGUACUCAAUUGUGAUGCAUUAUCACACUUUCCAGCUUUACUUUCACAUCAAAAGGAAAAAAUCAAUAAGGAAGCGGUAUGGUUUUUGUCUAAUAUCACAGCUGGUAAUCAGGCACAAGUACAGGCAGUGCUAGAUGCUGGCUUAAUACCACAGGUCAUUCAUCACUUGAGUAGGGGAGAUUUUCAAACACAGAAAGAAGCUGCCUGGGCAAUAAGUAACUUAACUAUCAGUGGUAAUUGGCAGCAAGUAUACUACUGUAUAGAACAACAUGUAAUAGAACCAUUUUGUAGCCUAUUGACAGUGAAAGAUACACAGGUUGUACAAGUUGUCUUGGAUGGCAUUAAUAAUAUCCUAAAGAUGGCUGGUGACAACGCUCAGUUUAUAGCUAACAUGAUUGAAAUGUGUGGAGGAUUGGACAAAAUUGAAGCAGCACAGAAUCAUGAGAACGAGGAAAUCUACAAACUUGCUUAUGAAAUUAUUGAUAACUUUUUUUCAACUGAGGAUGAUGAGGAUGCCCAGAUUGCACCCGAAAUAUCUCAACAAGGCUUCCAAUUUGAUCCUAAUACCACCAUACCAUCUGAAGGAUUCAAAUUCUAAGCAGUAUCAAAGUUUCCCCCACUGUGCUUCCAACAACUUGACGAAGGAAUUAAAAGUACAAUAUCCUGCAAAAGACGACGACAAUUGAAAAAUACGUUGGCAAAUUAAUGAAUUAAAGAAGAUAAUAAGCCUACCAAGACAGGAUGAUCCAGCGCAUGAAAGAUUGUCUAUUUAUGUGCAAUUCUAGUACAGUGAAUGUCCUUCAACCCAACAUUGCUACUUUAAUUUAACAGAACAAAGUAACUCUGGGUUGCCACAAGUGUGGCAAUCUUUGUAAUGUUCAAUUGUUCUACAACCUACUGAUGAAGGGCCAUUGCUCAGAACUUCUGAUUAUAUACAAUUACAUUGGGCUAUGAAUACCAACUGUAUGUACAAUUAUCAAUGUUACUAAUUAUCAGUUCUAGUAAUUAUUACCUACUCUCAGAUAGUUACAGUUUCUUUGCAUGACAAAACACAAUUUAUUUUAUGGAUUAUGGAGGGACAGUGUAACCAGAAAUCACAUUUUAAUAUUGAGAUAUAGUUUAUUAUGAUUAUUUUUUUCAACAUUUUUUAAAGCAAGUUAUAAUUACUAUGAUGGAUUAUUUGCUGCAAAGGUUGUAUGUCACCCCCAACAAUCUUACACAGAUUACAAAUGAGCUUUAGAAGACAUGCUCUAUAUUGAAAACUAGUUCAUUCAACUCUAUUACACAAGUGUGUCAUUUGGUUUAAUGGGAUGACAAUACUUGCCACCAAAAAGUCCAUCUUUUUGUAUGUCUUUUGUUUUAUAUGGUAAUAUAAAACUUUUUCUUGUUCUA